Messenger RNA from Xiphophorus hellerii (green swordtail), 1019 nucleotides. RefSeq names its product methyltransferase N6AMT1-like. The coding region runs from base 16 to 771 and encodes 251 amino acids. Gene Ontology annotation, molecular function: S-adenosylmethionine-dependent methyltransferase activity; nucleic acid binding; protein methyltransferase activity. Gene Ontology annotation, cellular component: eRF1 methyltransferase complex. The record is from RefSeq and is a predicted model, not a curated record. The transcript is spliced from 7 exons. Gene Ontology annotation, biological process: methylation. NCBI's taxonomy places the organism in Eukaryota, Metazoa, Chordata, Actinopteri, Cyprinodontiformes, Poeciliidae.
GCUCCACACCAACACAUGGUUUUUGUUUGGCAGAUCACAGCAGAAAGCGUUUAUAGAGAAGAACUAGUGUUCUGUUAUUCAGGGUUUUCUUUACAUGACGUGGCUAACAUGAGCAGCAGCAGCAGUUACCCCACGCCGGUUUACUCCCACGCCGGACGCGGAAGCUUCCAGGACGUGUACGAGCCCGCGGAGGACUCGUUCCUGCUGAUGGACGCGCUGGAGAAAGAUGCAGAGACGCUGCAGCAGAUGAGCCCCUGCGUGUGCGUGGAGGUGGGCAGCGGCUCCGGAGCGGUUUCUGCUUUUCUGGCGUCGGUGGUCGGACCUUCGGCUCUCUACCUCUGCACCGACGUGAAUCCAGCUGCAGCUCAGUGCACAGCCAGAACCGCCUGCUGUAACCGGGUCGCCCUGCAGCCCGUCAUCACAGACCUGGUGCAGAGUCUUUUGCCAAGGCUUAGUGGGAAGGUGGACGUCGUCCUGUUCAAUCCUCCAUAUGUGGUCACUCCAUCAGAAGAGGUGGGCAGCAGAGGUGUAGAGGCGGCCUGGGCCGGAGGAGAGCGAGGCAGACGGGUCACCGACAGGUUCCUCCCUCUGGUUCCUCAGCUGCUCUCCAGUAAAGGCCUGUUUUACCUCGUCACCAUCGCCGAGAACAAGCCAGAGGAGAUUAUCGGGUUAAUGAGCCAGUUUGGGCUGGAAGGAGAGACCCGCCUGUCAACCAGAGCUGGGAAUGAGAGGUUGUCGGUCCUGCGUUUCCAUAGAAACCAGCAGAGGUGACGGGAACAAGAGAGCCCACCACCCAGGCUUCAUCAUGGACCUGCAGCUGAGACAGAACCUUCUGAGCAUCAGCCGGACCGACCACCAGAACCGCACCGAGCCCACAGUUGAAGGUUCUGCUCAUCUCCUCCUCACUCAGAGAUCCUUCUUCAUAGAGCCAAGAGAAAACAGCUGGAAUCCUCCACUGGGACGCAUCUGAAAGAAACCACAAUAAGACUUUCUUCCUUCCAUUAAACUCAUUACAAUGA